UAUGCGUUCCCAGCUGAACUAUCUCGAUCUCGAGAUUGAGUGCCUUGAGUUGGAGAUGCAGAGGGAUAGAAAGGGCAGACUUAUUGAUCACAAAAUUGCUACACUCCAUGCUCUGUAUGCCGAAAUUGGUUUCCCAAGGGUGGGUGUUAUCCAGUCGAACAUAAAAAACCUGGAAGAUAAAAUUGCCAAGGCUAAGGAGUGGGCAGAAGAGGGGGAGAGGAAUCAGGCUGAUGUCGAUCUUACAGCAGAGUAUGUACGUUCGAUGAAUGAGACCUUGGGGGAGCUUAACCGAGCCUUGUUAACUGCUGUUUCAGGACGGACAUCUCUUUGACCUUGCAGGAAACUUCA
Molecule: messenger RNA, 348 nt
Organism: Linum tenue
Lineage: Eukaryota; Viridiplantae; Streptophyta; Magnoliopsida; Malpighiales; Linaceae
Source: the annotation of a GenBank genome assembly